This is a messenger RNA of Austrofundulus limnaeus, 4130 nucleotides long. It is a transcript of the gene nemf, whose product is annotated as nuclear export mediator factor. Gene Ontology annotation, biological process: rescue of stalled cytosolic ribosome; ribosome-associated ubiquitin-dependent protein catabolic process. Gene Ontology annotation, molecular function: tRNA binding; ribosomal large subunit binding. The coding region runs from base 135 to 3287 and encodes 1050 amino acids. Gene Ontology annotation, cellular component: RQC complex. The transcript has 32 exons. Lineage: Eukaryota; Metazoa; Chordata; Actinopteri; Cyprinodontiformes; Rivulidae. The record is from RefSeq and is a predicted model, not a curated record.
CUCAUCUGCGRCUGCGCAAACCCCGCAGGCUCCUGGUGCAUGUUUUCGCUCCUUGUUCCUCUGGAGAUGUGAAAGUCUAAACUAGUUUUUUUCGUUUUUUACUUUAACCCAGUUCAGUCUGGAUUUAAAUCACAAUGAAAACCAGAUUCACCACCGUSGAUAUCAGGGCGGUUAUUGCCGAAAUCAAUGCCAACUAUAUUGGCAUGAGAGUAAACAACGUGUAUGACAUCGACAAUAAGACGUAUCUCAUCCGUCUACAGAAGCCAGACAGCAAAGCUGUUCUUCUGGUGGAGUCCGGAACUCGUAUUCACUCCACAGACUUCGAAUGGCCCAAAAACAUGAUGCCUUCAGGCUUUGCAAUGAAAUGUCGAAAGCAUCUGAAGACACGCCGGCUAACGCAGAUUAAGCAGCUUGGRAUUGACAGGAUCGUGGACAUCCAGUUUGGUUCCGACGAGGCUGCCUACCACUUGAUUGUUGAGCUUUACGACAGGGGCAACAUCAUCCUGGCGGAUCACGAGUACACCAUCCUGAAUCUGCUGAGGUUUAGAACGGCCGAAGCWGAAGAUGUUAAGAUCGCUGUGAGGGAGCGGUACCCAGUGGAGAGCGCCAGACCCCCUGAACCUCUUAUCAGUUUGGAGAAACUUACUGAAAUCCUGAGCAAAGCGUCAAACGGAGAGCAAGUGAAGAAAGUCCUGAACCCCCACCUGCCCUAUGGAGCCGCUCUGAUAGAACACAGUUUAAUUGAAGCAGGACUGCCCGGCUCGCUCAAAGUUGACGGUCAAAUUGAUGAAGUUUCACCAAAAAUCCUGGCAGCCCUGCAGAUUGCUGMAACCUACAUGGAAAAAACUGAAACUUUUAGUGGCAAAGGUUACAUCAUUCAAAAGAGUGAGAAGAAACCGAGUUUAACUCCAGGCAAACCCAGUGAGGAGCUCCUCACAUAUGAUGAAUUCCAUCCAUUCCUGUUCGCUCAGCACGCAAAGAGCCCUUAUUUGGAGUUUGAUCGUUUUGACAAGGCAGUCGAUGAGUUCUUUUCUAAAAUGGAGAGUCAGAAGAUCGACAUGAAGGCGCUGCAGCAGGAGAAACAGGCGCUGAAGAAGUUGGAAAAUGUUAAGAAGGACCACGAGCAGAGGCUGGAGGCCCUGCACCAAGCACAGGAGGUGGACCGAGUCAAAGGAGAACUCGUGGAGAUGAAUUUGCCCAUCGUAGAGCGGGCGCUGCAGGUGGUGCGCAGCGCUCUGGCCAACCAGGUGGACUGGACAGAAAUCGGCAUCAUCGUGAAGGAAGCUCAGGCUGCCAGUGACCCUGUGGCCUGCGCCAUCAAGGAGCUGAAGUUGCAGACCAACCAUAUCACCAUGCUUUUAAAAAAUCCUUACAUUUCUGAGGAGGACCAGGUUGAGGAAGAGAAAAAAGAUGUAGUGGAGGAGAAAGGGAAGAAAAACAAGAGUAAAGACAAAGGACAAAGCAAGAAGCAGCAGCGGAACAAGCCCAUGUUGGUGGAUGUGGAUCUCGGCCUGUCAGCUUAUGCUAACGCCAAACGGUACUACGACCACAAACGCAGUGCAGAAAAGAAGGAACAGAAAACCAUGGAAGCAGCAGGCAAGGCUAUGAAAUCUGCAGAGAAAAAAACUCAACAAACACUAAAGGAAGUUCAGACCGUUACCACCAUUCAGAAGGCCAGGAAAGUCUACUGGUUUGAGAAGUUCCUGUGGUUCAUCAGCUCCGAGAACUACCUGGUCAUUGCAGGAAGGGACCAGCAGCAGAACGAGAUGAUUGUGAAACGCUACCUUCGGGCAGGUGAUAUCUACGUUCAUGCUGACCUCCAUGGAGCGACUAGUUGUGUCAUCAAAAACCCUUCAGGUGAUCCCGUUCCUCCCCGGACUCUGACAGAAGCUGGCACUAUGGCUGUGUGUUACAGCGCCGCUUGGGAUGCCAAGAUCAUCACCAGUGCUUGGUGGGUCCACCAUAACCAGGUGUCAAAAACGGCUCCAACAGGAGAGUAUCUGACCACUGGGAGUUUCAUGAUUCGAGGAAAGAAAAAUUUUCUGCCUCCCUCCUACCUGAUCAUGGGUUUUGGUUUCGUUUUCAAGGUGGACGAUCAGAGUGUGUUUCGACACAGAGGGGAGCGGAAAGUAAAAACAGUCGAGGAGGACAUGGAAGAGGUCACAUCCAGAGCCGCUGAGCUGCUGGAGGAAGGGGAGGAGCUGAUAGGGGAUGACAGCAGCAAUGAAGAUGGAGAGUCGAAGGAGGUGGAAAACAAACUGAUGGAAGAGGAGAAAACUGAGAGCGGGGAGGUGGAUGCUGCAGAUGCAGGGGGGAUGAAGAGCAAUCCAGAGGAGCACAAGGAGGAAGACAGCAGCGAGGAAGAAGAGGCAGAGGAAUUCAGCUUCCCAGAUACGACCAUCUCCCUCUCUCAUUUACAACCAAACAGGAGUGCUCAGAACCCUGGCUUCAAUAAAGAAAUAACAACGCAGGCUGAGGUGGAUUCACAAGGAAAGAAACACAUGAGUGCCAAACAGAGAAGAGAAGAGAAGAGGAAGAAGCAGAGACAGGAGGGUUGGGACGCAGAGGACAAGAAUGAGGUCUUGUCUGCGGGGUCAGCUGGGGAUCAGGGGCCUAAAAGUGGAGGCGGCCCCACGCAGCAACCUCUGAAGAGAGGCCAAAAGAACAAGAUGAAGAAGAUCAAAGAGAAGUACAAGGACCAGGAUGAAGAGGACAGGGAGCUGAUGAUGCAGCUGCUCGGGUCGGCCGGUUCCUCCAAGGAGGAGAAAGAUAAGGGGAGAAAGGGGAAGAAGGGAAAAGGGAAGGAGGAGCCCGUCAGGAAACCGGCCCCUCAGAAACAACAGCAGAGACCUCGAAGUGUUGCAACAGAGGUGAAGAAACCRGAGGAGGAGGAGGAGAGGCAGGCUGGAGGACAGGGAGGUCCUGCUGAACAGGAGGACAAGGAAGAUGAAGUGGAUCAAGACAAUCCCGGAGCAGAGGAAGCAGAAACUUUGCUGACGUCUCUGAGCGGCCAGCCUCACGCUGAGGAUGUGCUGCUGUUUGCCGUGCCAGUCUGCGCUCCGUACACCGCCCUCUCCAACUACAAAUACAAAGUGAAGUUAACACCGGGUUCUCAGAAGAAAGGAAAAGCUGCUCGAACUGCGUUGUUCAGUUUUAUCAAAGCCAAAGAGGCCUCAUCCAGAGAGAAGGACCUGUUCYGCAGUGUCAAGGAUGCAGACYUAUCCAGAAACAUGCCUGGGAAAGUGAAAGUGUCUGCGCCAAACCUGCUGGCUGCCAAGAAGAAAUAAUUAGAAAMCUGCCAAAACUUGCACAGAACUGCAAACUGGUGAAACUUAAUUUCCAUUUUAAAUCAUCUAAGUUGCAGGUUUCCCAUUUAAUACAGAACUUUGUUUAAAUAAGAGCUCUUUAAUUGUAAAAACUGAUUGUAUUUCCUCAUCAACAUGUAAAAAAAAUGUUAAAGAAGCCUCCUUUUGUGGAUUUUAUUUUUUAUUAGUGUCCAAAGUAGAUGCUACAGCAAUUGUAAGCAGUGUUACCAAUUAAAAUAAAAUGGAAAAACAAAAACAGUCAUUUUGUGCAAACCAGGCCAGUACAAACAAAGCCCUACUGACAUGAGGCAUUUCAGUGCAACGUGGCUCAACAUUGUUUUUUUUACACUUGCUUCUAUUAACUUAUUAAAUUAAAACUGCUACAGGAGUCACUUGUACCAAAGGCUAUAWAAGCCUCUUUGAGAACAUAAAAAUUAAACUUUCCCCAAACAUCUUCAGUUUAUUUACAWAUAAGAGUUAACAUUUACGCAAUUCCUAAAGAGACAGAUUUGAGUUUCAUGAAGCAAUGAAGYGUGGUUUAUGGUUUGUGAGAGCAAAGAUGAAACAUUUGUGUAAAAAUAAAGGAAAAACUAUCAAGCUAAAUGUUAGUUGAAUCCAGAAAAGACUGAAAGCAAACUAAGCUCAGUUUGGAUUCUGCAUCUUUGUAUUUAGCAUUAAGAGGUUUUUGACAUUUUAAGAUGGUAAGACCAAACUUGUUUUCMCUCCAGCCUUCUUUACAAGUUGAAACAGUAAAAGUUUGGAUUUACUUUUUAUAUUGGAAUAUAGUGAAAACAUAAGCAUGAAUUAAUCCUGAAACUGCAAAAA